UUUUUUUCGAAAAAAAAUUUAGUUUCUUCACAAAUUCCUUUCACGCCAACAUCAGUUGGAACUAGCACAAUGACUUUUCAAGUAUCAGCCGAUCAGCAUUCCUCAUAUUACGAAAGCGAAAGUUCUACGCAGAAUUCUGUUUUUAGUGAUUGGCGUCCAACUCAUCCACGAUUAUGUGCAUUUCAUGAUUGUGUAAGUCUAGCGUCCGCAUGGGGUUUAGGACCACCUACAACAUCGCUUGAACCAAGGCCUACAGGUGCUUCACAGGCCCACAGUCCAUCUGAAGAUGAUAAUGGCGAUGGAAAAAGUAACGAUCUUCUCUCGAGUUGUCCAGCAUUUAGAAAUGAACUUGGUGAUGAACCAAUUCGUUAUGUUGCUUUGACACGUUCCGCUGUUGAAACCAGUCACCAUCUUUCCAUUAUAAAUAUUCCUGAACAUGAAACAUGGUUGUGUGAGCAAACAGCAGCAGAGGCCGGCAUUUUAGAGGACGUCAGUAAUGUUUAUCUUGGUGGCAGAUUGUGUGCAGCGCGUCAGCCAAAAAUCGUUAUUGAACCUCAAGAUAUUGGAUCUUAUUACUACAGGCACUGUUUCGUCGGCAGACAGCAUCACAAUUUCUUUGGUGUUGACGAGAACUAUGGUCCGAUAGCAGUUUCAAUGGUUCGAGAAACAGCUGAACGCGUAGAAGAUGGUGUGAUUCAACCAUUAAGCAUUUAUAGAAUGAUCAUUCGUAUAAGCGAUCUUCGAAUUUUUCGUGUUGCUGUGCCAGAAGAAGUUGUUACAGAUGGCGUGGAGCAGAAAAGUAUUCGAGCAUUAAUGCGUGACCUUCUUGAAAUUGUUUGUCCGCAAAUUCAAUUCAGCUGCCUUCGACCAGCUACUUCGAAUCGAAUUGAAGAGCUCCUGACUAAGAUCGACGAACAACCAAUUUACACGAGAUAUAAAGUUGGCGUUAUGUACUGUGGUGAAGGCCAGUCAACUGAAGAAGAAAUGUAUAAUAAUGAACAUGGUUCGCCAUUAUUUGAAGAAUUUCUUGAUUUCUUGGGCCAACGAAUCCGGCUAAAAUGCUUUGAUCAAUAUAAAGGAGGCUUAGAUGUCCGAGGCGACACUACUGGCACACAUUCAAUUUAUGCCGAGUAUCAGGCUCACGAAAUUAUGUUCCAUGUAUCAACCAUGUUGCCUUUCACUCCAAGCAAUAAACAACAAUUGGCUCGUAAGCGUCAUAUUGGAAAUGAUAUGGUUACCAUUAUUUUUCAAGAGCCUGGCGCUCAACCAUUCACUCCAAUCACUGUACGCUCGCAUUUCCAACAUGUUUUUAUAAUCGUUCGAGCCAAUCCACGUAAUUCCGGAGAAGAUGCUACUUAUACUGUUGCGGUGUCUCGAGCGAAAGAUGUUCCUUCCUUUGGACCUCCAAUACCACGAGGGGCCACAUUUCAAAAAUGCACUGAAUUUCAUGAUUUUUUGCUCACAAAGAUAAUAAAUGCGGAAAAUGCGGUACAUCGCUCGAAAAAGUUCGCAACAAUGGCAGCUCGAGCCAGGCGAGAAGCCUUGAAAGAGCUUGCUGAAAACUUCGUUGCAGCGCAUCCAAACGAAGGACCUUCAAGAAUCGCUAGUCGAUUUCUUGGUGGCUCAAUGAAAAGAAAAGAACGUAUUCAACCAAAGCCACAACUUGGAGAAUGCCUACGAGGUGCCCUUUCUUGGCUGGUUGACGUACAUGAAUAUACAAUGAACCAGCGUAUCACUUGUAUUCUAGGAGUAUCUGCUGAAACUCUUGUCCUCCUUGAAAUACCUACUGGUAUAGUGAUAUUCACGACCUCCACUCAUUCAAUCAUUGGAUGGGCAAAUACUGAUAUGGGCUUGAAGAUCUAUUACGACCAUGGACAAAUGCUUUUACUUCGUUGUUGUACCACUGAUGGCUCAGACACUGAAUUGACGACGCUCUUAAGGAGGCUUGAAUGCGUGACGAAAGGUGUUGAAGCAAAAGAAAUCGUUCACCACAAAGGGAAAAAAACUAAUGAUCUCGGCUUCCAUUUGCAAGAAGAAGGUGUUGUAACUGAUGUUGAAAUGUAUCAAACAGCUUGGAAGUCAGGCCUAAGACAAGGAUCACGAUUAGUUGAAAUUGAAGGCAAACCCGUAAUAACGCUCUGCUAUGAAGAAAUAUGUGAAAUUCUUGCCAAUAAUAUAACAUUACGCUUAGUAAUGAUUCCACCAGCUUUGGACGGAUCACCAAGGCGAGGAUGCGAGGAUCCAAACUGUCCAGCAAUUAAAGGCGAUGGAAAUAUUAUGCUAACGCCAGAUACUUUUGCGAAGCAACCAGUAAGGUGUGUUAACUGUGUUAUAAUCAAAUAUUCAAACAUUGCUGAGUGGUAUUCGACUAAUAAGAGGAUCGAUUAUUUGCUUGUGGCACUGAAACCAAAGCAGCUAAUAAACGACCGCUGGUAA
Molecule: messenger RNA, 2436 nt
Organism: Dracunculus medinensis (Guinea worm)
Lineage: Eukaryota; Metazoa; Nematoda; Chromadorea; Rhabditida; Dracunculidae
Source: the annotation of a GenBank genome assembly